Messenger RNA from Paraglomus brasilianum, 693 nucleotides. The record is from the annotation of a GenBank genome assembly. Lineage: Eukaryota; Fungi; Glomeromycota; Glomeromycetes; Paraglomerales; Paraglomeraceae.
AUGCCUCCUACAGUAGCUCUUAAUCUUGAUCAAUAUGAUGAUGAACAAGUUCGGCUGAUGGAGGAAAUGUGUAUUGUUAUUGACAGAAACGAUAGAAAAAUUGGAGCUGAUACAAAGAAGAACUGUCAUUUGAUGGAAAAUAUCAACAAAGGUCUGCUACACCGUGCGUUUUCAGUAUUUCUUUUCAACUCUGAAAACAAGCUCCUACUCCAGCAACGUUCUUUGGACAAAAUCACAUUUCCCGAUCUUUGGACGAAUUCUUGCUGCUCUCAUCCGCUGAAUACUGCCCUUGAGUUGGAAGAGACAGAGCAAUGGGGUGUUCGUCGUGCUGCACAGAGGAAGUUGCAGCAUGAGUUGGGCAUCAAACCCGAACAAGUGCCCUUAGAAAAGUUUGUCUUUUUGACAAGAAUUCAUUACUUGGCUCCGUCUGACGGAACGUGGGGUGAACAUGAAGUCGAUUAUAUCUUAAUAAUUCGUACCGAUGUUGAUUUGGAAGUUAACCCUAAUGAAGUAAAGGCUGUCCAAUAUUUCUCAUUGGACGAACUUAAAGCGAAAUUCAAGAAUCCGGGCGAUUGGAAGUUCACCCCAUGGUUUAAGUUGAUUUCUGAAAACUUGCUGUUUACUUGGUGGCAAAACUUGGACAAUUUGACUCAAUUUAAAGAAGUAGACAUGAUCCAUAAAUUAGUAUCUUAA